This is a messenger RNA of Musa acuminata subsp. malaccensis (wild Malaysian banana), 1366 nucleotides long. Its product is annotated as 2-oxoglutarate-Fe(II) type oxidoreductase hxnY. The record is from RefSeq and is a predicted model, not a curated record. Lineage: Eukaryota; Viridiplantae; Streptophyta; Magnoliopsida; Zingiberales; Musaceae.
UGCGUGUCGGAGACAGUGAUCGACCCUCCCGUCACUAUAUAUUGCAGAGGCUGCGGUCGGAGGGGAGGGCAGAGGAAAGAAGAACAAGAGCAGGGCAGAUUUGUCGGAAGAAGCUUCGGGUGAAAUGGCGAGUUGUGCACCGGCCUCCCACACCACGUCGCUCGAUUGCAUCAGUCUUUCGGAGCCUGAUAUCAACAAAUCCGUUACGCUUCUCAAGCAGGCAUGCCUAGAUUCUGGGUUUUUUUAUGUCAUCGACCAUGGAAUUAGCCAAGAGUUUAUGGAUGAAGUUUUUGCCCAAAGCAAGAAAUUUUUUGAUCUGCCAAUAGAUGAUAAAAUGAAGCUGCUUAGAAAUGAGAAACAUCGAGGUUAUACACCUAUUCUAGAUGAGACUCUGGACCCAGAUCAUCAGAUAAAUGGUGAUUAUAAAGAGGGAUAUUAUAUUGGCGUUGAAGUACAUGAAGAUGAUCCACAAGCAGAAAAACCAUUUUAUGGACCAAAUCUGUGGCCAUCUGCAGAUAUUUUACCGAGAUGGAGGGAAACCAUGGAGCGAUAUCAUAAGGAGGCAUUGAGAGUCGCCAGAGCAGUUGCUAGAAUUAUAGCACUUGCACUUGACUUGGAUGCCGGCUUCUUUGAUAAGCCAGAAAUGCUUGGAGAGGCUAUUGCAACGUUGCGACUCCUACACUAUGAAGGUAAAGUUUCAAAUCCUGAUAAAGGUGUAUUUGGAGCUGGAGCACAUUCUGAUUAUGGUUUGAUCACUCUGCUGGCAACGGAUGAUGUAGCAGGGCUACAAAUAUGCAAGGAUAGAGAUGCUAAACCUCAAGUAUGGGAAUAUGUGGCACCAGUGAAGGGAGGCUUCAUAGUUAAUCUUGGUGACAUGCUGGAACGUUGGAGUAAUUGCAUUUUCAGGUCCACGAUCCACAGAGUAGUUCUGGAUGGAAGAGAGCGCUAUUCCAUUGCUUACUUUGUGGAGCCAAGCCAUGAGUGUCUGGUUGAGUGUUUGCCAACUUGCAAGUCCGAGACAAAUCCGCCAAAGUUCCCUGCAGUGACUUGUUCAGCAUACCUGCUCCAAAGAUACAAAGACACGCAUGCCGACCUCAGCACUUAUGGUAAACAUCCAUCUUAAAGGAAAUAAUCGAGUUUAUUUGCAAUAUCGUCAUAAUUCAUCCUUCUCACUAGAAUUCUCUCCAUGUCAGUUCUUUGUAACUAUUUCUAUUGUCAUACGAAUGGUAGUCUCUGUUUAUUAUCUAAUGUUACUGUUGAGCUUCGUAGAACCUUGAUCUCUCAGAGUUGCCUGCAUGGCACAUAUUUAAGUAUCAUGAUCCAAUGUGGCUGAUCAACAAGAUAUAUAGUCGACAGCUUCGAGACA